AUGGCGGAGCUGAACGCCCGCCUCGAGGCGCUGGAGCGGCGGCUGGAACGGGCGGAGGCGGCCCUGAGGGACUGGCCCCCCUGGACGCUGCUGCUCCCGGUGGAGCCAGUGACUUUCGAGGACAUCGCGGUGCACUUCAGCAGGCAGGAGUGGGCAAGCCUGGACGAUGGGCAGAAGGAGCUGUACAGGACCGUGAUGGAAGGCAACUACGAGAUGCUGGUGUCCCUGUACUGUGCCCUAUCCAAACCUGAACUCUUAUCUCGGAUCGAAAGAGCAGAAGAGCUGUGCACACUGGCGGAGUCAGACCUGGAAGAAGCAAACAUAUCUCUGCAGCCAGCCGUAGAGCUAAACUGCCCGAGCUGCGCGAGCAACAAUGGUCUGCUGGAGAUGACGACAAAGGAGCCUUGCGAGGGGAACUGUAUGGACCCGGAGGAAAGCAGGAGCCUGGCGGUCACAGCAAACUGCAGUGCCUAUGCCGAGGUGGGGAUCCCAGUGGAGGUACCGCAGGAGGAGGUUGCUGCGGAGAAGCUGGCAGUGCCUGAAACACCCCUGGAAGAGGGGGACGUGAAAGAUUCAGGGAAUGGUGGCCAAGGUCUGGCAGCAGACGUUCCCAAAGAACUGGGUAAGAAGGCGAUACCAGAUGUCUGCAGAGCAACGGCACAGGCAGAUCCCAGCUGCGCGGUCGCCGCCCCGGGAGAGGCCAUGGACGGCUCCUGCACGGGCCGGACUGCGGCCUGCCAGCGAAAUUCCACCCGGGAGAAAUUCUAUUCCUGCCCCGUGUGCAGGAAGAACUUUCUGCUGAAGAUCAACCUCAUCAUUCAUGAGCGGAGCCACAGCAACUGGGUGCCUUACAUCUGCGUGCACUGCAACCGCAACUUCAUGUCCAAGAAGAAAAUCCGGCGUCACCUACGGGCGCGAGCGGCUAAGGGGUUUUGCCAGUCCUUGGAGGCGGAGGAGCGCUCCGGCCGGGCCCAGUGCCCUGCCUCCCAGUCCCGACCCCUGAGCAGGGACCACAGCACGGUGUGGGGGAAGCCCAGCCCCAAGAGAUACCCGCUGUCACCUGGGAAAAUGAUGUAUACGUGCAACGAAUGCAUGGAAAGGUUCUCCAGCCAGAGCUUUCUGAUCCUGCACCAGCGACAACACACUAGCCACCAACUCAUUCUCUGUCCCUGCUGCAACAGGAGCUUCGCGUGGGUCUCUGAGUUUGUCCGCUACCACCGGUCCCACACGGGCGAGCGGCCCUACCAGUGCGGCGUGUGCCAGAAGACUUUCAAGCGGCACAACCACCUGAUCGUGCACCAGAGGAUCCACAUGCGGCAGGGGAGGCCGUACCCCUGCGGGGACCAGCUGCCCGAGCCCGAGUGGGGGCCCGAGGCCUGGCAGCCGCUCCCGCCGCAGCCCCACGGCCACGGCCCCCUCCCCGGCCACGGGCCCGGCCCCGAGGGGGACAAGGCAGCGGCGGUGCCCGAGAUCUCGCUGUGGACGGUGGUGGCGGCGGUGCAGGCGGUGGAGAGGAAGGUGGAGUCGCAGGCCCUGAGGUUGCUGAGCCUGGAGGGGAGAGCGGAGACGGCCGAGAAGAAGGUGACGGGGCUGGAGAAAGCGGUGCUGGAUUUCGGCAGUCGGCUGGAGCGCAGGUGGGCCGCCCUGGCCGCCCUGGUGCAGGAGAACACGCGGCGGCUGGAGCACGUCGAGCGCCAGCUCCAGCACCGCAGCCGCUGGGCACCCAGGCCCGGCCCGGGCCCCGGUGGGGACGAGCCCAAGGUGCCAGCGGUGUGCGAGGAUGACGCGGCCAGUUUGCCAGAGCAGGAGUGGGGGAGCUUGGACAGCCGGCAGAAGGAGCUCUGCAGGAUCAUGAUGAAGGGGAAUUACGAGGCUGUGGUCUCUCUGGCUACUGCUUUGGGAGCCCAGGACCCCUCUGGGUGCCCCACAGCUCCCGCUGUGCAAGAGCAGCCCUUUAUCGAGGGGAGCUGGUGCUGGUCCCCAGCAUCAGCAGUUCGUACUGCCCCUUCUUCCUUCCCAGGGCCUGGAGAUGCCAGCUCCAAACCUGCUCUGCUGCCACUGGCCAAUGAUGGGGAGGAUUUGGGUACGAGGACCCAUGGACUGCCAGAGAAGGGAGCUGUGUUGGGGCACCUUGGCGCCGGUGAGAAGAUUGUGAUCAAGACAGAAGAGCAGCAGCCCCAGGAGGAAGGAUCUGAAAUCCUGGCUUUGCCACAGGCACCCUCAGUGAGACUGGAAGAGGAGGUUCCCCUGAGCCAGGAGCAGCCAGUGCCCUGGGAGAGCCACGCUGGCUUGGACGAGCAGAAGGCAGCAGCAGAGGGCUUAGGGGAGUUUUGCAAACACGGGACCGCCCAGUCUGAAUUUAAGCCCGUGGUGGUGCCGGUGGAAGCUCAUCCUGCCCCGGGCUUGCCCUUCCCAACAGAGCAUGUGCUCGGUGUGGGGACUGACCAUCCGUUCACCCUGCCCCAGGGAAUGCCGCUGGGAGAAGACACUACCGCAGAGGUGGCCUCAUCACAGCCCAGCUUGGAGGAGCAUCGUCCCUGUGCCGUGGGGGAAGAGUCCCGCGCGCUCCCGCUGGGCUGGAAGAGCGUCCGGCUGAAGCGCAACCUCUUGGCACGGCAGCAGAACCAGGCGAGGAAGAACAAUGGGUCCUUCAUCUGCACAGCCUGUGGGAAAAGCCUGGCCCACCACGCCGCGCUGCUGCGGCACCAGCGCCUGCACACGGGCGAGCGUCCCUUCCAGUGCCCUGCCUGCGGGAAGAGCUUCAAUGAGAAGUCCAACCUCAACAAGCACUACCGCAUCCACACCGGGGAGCGUCCCUAUCGCUGCUCUGCCUGCGGCAAGGGCUUCAUCCAGAAGCACCACCUCCAGAAGCACCAGCGCAUCCACGGGGUGCAGCUGCGGGGUGGGUGGACAGGCCGGCCCGCGCGGGCCAGCGCUGCCGGGGAGCGGCUCUACCGCUGCAUCGAAUGCACGGAGAGCUUCCCCCAGAAAGCAUCGCUGGAAGAGCACCAGCGCCGGCACACCCAGCAGCGGCCCUUCCAGUGCAACGGCUGCAGCAAGAGUUUCCGGCACCGGCAGUCUCUGAAUCACCACCAGAAGGUCCACGCCAUUGCCAGCUCUCCUGCUGUCAGCUUGCCAAACCAUGACCGGGAGCUGGAGACCAGCCCCUGCAAGGCUUUGACCCAGGAUAAUCGGUAG
Molecule: messenger RNA, 3198 nt
Organism: Haliaeetus leucocephalus (bald eagle)
Lineage: Eukaryota; Metazoa; Chordata; Aves; Accipitriformes; Accipitridae
Product: zinc finger protein 398-like
Exons: 9
Coding region: 1-3198 (1065 amino acids)
Biological process (GO): negative regulation of transcription by RNA polymerase II
Molecular function (GO): DNA-binding transcription repressor activity, RNA polymerase II-specific
Source: RefSeq, a predicted model, not a curated record